Messenger RNA from Suricata suricatta (meerkat), 1382 nucleotides. RefSeq names its product tumor protein p53 inducible protein 3 (gene TP53I3). Lineage: Eukaryota; Metazoa; Chordata; Mammalia; Carnivora; Herpestidae. The transcript is spliced from 6 exons. Bases 206 to 1204 code for a protein of 332 amino acids. The record is from RefSeq and is a predicted model, not a curated record. Gene Ontology annotation, molecular function: quinone reductase (NADPH) activity; quinone binding; NADPH binding.
GUUGGUCCAGGUCAGUCCCACCCCUGGCGCUGUCCAGAGUCCAGCCGUUCUUAGCGGUCGCGGCCGAGACAGUGCCGGACUCCGGGGUUCUCCUGCUCCAGGGACCCGAGCGAGCGCAGGACCCCGCCGCGCCGCCCAGAGCAGCGGAGAGCCCGGCCGCAGGAAGUGUCCAGGAACUCACACCCGGGCGGAGACCCCAGGGAACAUGUUAGCUGUGCACUUUGACAAGCCGGGAGGACCAGAAAACCUUUACUUGAAGGAGGUGGCCAAGCCCAGCCCAGUAGAAGGUGAAGUCCUCCUGAAAGUGGCGGCCAGCGCCCUGAACCGGGCUGAUUUACUCCAGAGACAAGGCCAGUAUCCCCCACCCCCAGGAGCCAGCAGCAUUUUGGGACUGGAAGCAUCUGGACACAUAGCAGCGCUGGGGCCCGCCUGCCAGGGGCACUGGAAGAUUGGGGACACAGCCAUGGCUCUGCUGCCUGGGGGGGGACAGGCGCAGUAUGUUACUGUCCCUGAAGGGCUUCUCAUGCCCAUCCCAGCAGGACUGACCCUGUCCCAGGCUGCAGCCAUCCCAGAGGCCUGGCUUACCGCCUUCCAGCUGUUACAUCUCUUGGGAAACGUUCAGGCUGGAGACUCUGUGCUAAUCCAUGCAGGAUCAAGUGGUGUGGGCACAGCUGCCAUCCAACUCGCCCGGCUGGCUGGAGCUAUUCCUCUAGUCACAGCUGGCUCCCAGCACAAACUUCAGAUGGCAGAGAAGCUUGGAGCAGCUGCUGGAUUCAAUUACAGAGAAGAGGAUUUUUCUGAAGCAACACUGAAAUUCACCAAAGGUGCUGGAGUCAACCUUAUUCUAGACUGCAUUGGCGGAUCCUACUGGGAGAAAAACGUCAACUGCCUGGCUUCUGACGGCCGCUGGGUUCUCUACGGUCUGAUGGGAGGAACUGACAUCCACGGACCUCUAUUUUCAAAGCUACUUUUUAAAAGAGGAAGUCUGAUCACCACUCUGCUGAGAUCAAGGGACCAAAAGUACAAGCAAAUGCUGGUGGAGGCUUUCACAAAACAGAUUCUGCCCCACUUCUCCACGGAGAGCCCACAACGUCUACUGCCGGUUUUGGACAGAGUCUACCCCGCGACUGCAAUCCAAGAGGCUCACGAAUACAUGGAGAGCAACAAGAACGUGGGCAAAAUCGUCCUGGAACUGCCGCAGUGAAGGAAGAGGGGACAGUACUCCGCCUUCUCAGGACAAACUUGGACAAAGUUCACAGUACGCAGGAAGGAGAUCGGGUACUACUCCAGGCCGCCCUGUAACCCAUUGGCCCUCCCCCAGCCUCGUCAACUGACCCGUAUAAAGCUGAUCGAGGGAAAUAAAAAGAGAGAAGAUCGAAAAA